GCUCCGGUUGAGCUUGAAUUUUGCUAUGAUGUGUUGCAAAAGUUUUGCACCAACUCUGGAAGCCUGCGUCACAGUUUUGAUGUCUAUCCUCAGCCGGCUAUUCCAGAAACUCAGAGUCUUCAGCUGAUGCAACUUGACCCUGUUCCUGUUUCCAUGGACUCCCCAAGCGUCAUUCUCCCACCUUCAACUGAUCAAUCUCCUGGCCAGGCUCUGACUGUUAGUUCUACUAAUUUGGCCAGCACCAAUCACACUAUUCCUGACCUUCCUGUUCUGAAGAUGGAUAAGAUUGACCAAGGGCUUUAUCAAGAUAAACCAUAUUUGGUACUUGGUGAUUUCAACAACAUUGGUGGUACUUUAAGGUCAGAAAGCUCUUUCUCACUCUUUAGAAGUUUGUUCUCUGUUUGUGGUCUACAAGCGUUAAAAACAAUGAGAGGAAAGUAUACUUGGACUGGGACAAGGCACUCGUACUCAAUUAAAUCGAAAAUUGAUCGUGCUGUAGCAAAUUGUCAUUGGCUUGACAUGUUCCCUGCAGCUUAUGUGCAGCUCCUCCCUUGGAUUAGCUCUGAUCAUCGGCCUCUGCUUAUUCAUUCCGAGGUUCAGCUAAAGCUAUCACCAAGUGUCGAAUGGUGUUAUGCCGUUGGAAGAGCACAACCAUUCAGAACUCUCAGAAGAAGAUCAGGGAGC
Molecule: messenger RNA, 684 nt
Organism: Thlaspi arvense
Lineage: Eukaryota; Viridiplantae; Streptophyta; Magnoliopsida; Brassicales; Brassicaceae
Source: the annotation of a GenBank genome assembly